Pleuronectes platessa (European plaice) is the source of this 3064-nucleotide messenger RNA. RefSeq lists its product as uncharacterized. The transcript is spliced from 2 exons. The coding region runs from base 265 to 2637 and encodes 790 amino acids. The record is from RefSeq and is a predicted model, not a curated record. Lineage: Eukaryota; Metazoa; Chordata; Actinopteri; Pleuronectiformes; Pleuronectidae.
UUAAUAAAACACUUCAGACUAAGACAUUUCCACCAUGCCCGCACAUGCAAAUAUCCCUGUAUUUAUGUAGAGUGUCCUUGCACAUUCACAACCUGGAAGAAACUUUUGACUCACAUAUAUCGAGAACACAGAAAGCUAGAAACAGCAGUUGCUCAGUCAACUACAUUCAAAUGUCAGACGUGUGGUUGUGAAGAACUUUCAACUGAGAAAGAUUACUUUAGUCAUACUUAUCAACAUCUUAGACAGUAUGAAAAUGUAACUUGUAUGUUUGAGGGAUGUGCAUUUCAGACACAUGUAUAUGGUACUUUUAAGUCACAUAAAAAUCGUAAACAUAAUCCCCACAGUCUAUCAGAUUUUAAGGCAGGUGUAGUUAAGGUCACUGUUCAGUCUGCUAGUCCUGAUGAUAGGCCCACAUCUUCUGCAAACAUAGAUGAUAGUCAGUCCGAUGCAGAUACUGAUAUUGAUUAUUCAGAGGACCUUCCUGAAGUAGUAGAAAAAAAACUUGCCUCUGUUCUAUUGAAAUUAGAGAACAUUUUUCAUGUUCCAUCUAUAGCAGUAGAUGACUUGGUUGAAGAGCUACACUACCUGCUGAGUACAGUGUCUGUGCCGAUAACUAGGAGCAGGCUCUCAGAUUUUUUCAAAAACAAAGACAUUGAGGUUGAUGGUGUUGUUGUUAAUGAAUUAGCUGAUUUACUAUGUAAAUCGAAUCCUUUGGUUAAUGCACUGGGGAAAGGUGGUGCACUUUCUACAGCGUAUAAGAGAAAAGAAUACUUAAAAAAAGUGUUUAAUGUUGUGGAGCCUGUAGAGUUUGUUCUAGAUCAAAAAAAUUGCAGGUCCUUUCAAUAUAUCCCAUUACUGCGAUCGUUGCAGCAGAUACUUGAUUCUACUGAAGUGUUGAAUAGAGUUAUUGAUACCCACAGAACACAGAGCAGUAACACUGACCAGCCUGAAAACCAGCAGUAUCGCUCCAUAAGAGAUGGUGUGUACUUCAAGGAAAACCUGUUCCUCUCAAGUGAUGAUUUAAAACUUUGUUUAACCUUAUACAUUGAUGACUUUGAAUUGUGUAAUCCUUUGGGCACGUCACGAAAGAAGCACAAGUUGUGUAGUGUAUAUUGGAUUCUGAAUAACUUGGCACCAGGCUCUCACUCAGCACUCACCUCAAUUUAUUUGGCAGUUUUGUGUAAGAGUGACGAUGUAAAGGCAUAUGGAUAUGAAAAAAUUUUGGAGCCACUUUUACAUGAUCUUGUUACACUAGAAGAGCAUGGUGUGUUCAUUCCAAAGCUUGGAUCUUUUGUCAAAGGAACAGUGCAUAGUGUAAUUGCUGAUAAUUUGGGCGCCCACGGUUUGGCUGGUUUCAUAGAGAGCUUUUCUGGGCAAUAUAUUUGCCGAUUUUGUACUGCUCAGAAAGUAGAAAUACAGUCAAAGGAUGUUCAUUCAGGUGCUUUUUGUCUACGAACCAAAGAAAUACAUGAAGCACAUCUGAAGAUUGCACAGGAUACUCAAAAGAAUUGCUUUGGAGUGAAGAGAGCUUGCCCUUUAACUGAACAUCUUCAACAUUUUCACGUCGGCACAGGCUACCCCCCAGAUAUAGUACACGAUUUGUUUGAGGGCAUUGUCCCAUUUGAACUAGCACUGUGUUUGAGCAUUCUGAUCUCGAAGAAGUUCUUCAGUUUGGAUUCUCUUAACACGCGUAUACUCAAAUUUCCUUAUAAGUGGAGUGACAAAAAAAAUCGGCCUCACAUCAUACCACUUGCCUAUUCCAGUAGGAAAACGAUAGGUGGCAACUCCCAUGAAAAUUGGUGCCUCAUACGUUUCCUUCCAUUUCUCAUAGGGGACCUUAUACCAGAGGGUGAGCUGGCUUGGCAAGUGAUACUAGACCUGAAGGAAAUCGUAGAGUUGGUUGUGGCACCUGUUCACACGCACGAGACCAUUGCGUACCUUGAUGUCAAAGUGUCUGAGCACAGACACAGGUUGCUUGAGCUUAUCCCAGGUGUGACGCUGAAACCUAAACACCAUUAUAUCGAGCAUUACCCACACUUGAUCAGGUGCUUUGGGCCUCUUGUGGGUGUAUGGACUAUAAGGUUUGAGGCCAAACACAGUUUUUUUAAACAAGUAGCUCGACACACAAAUAAUUUCAGGAAUAUUGCACUUACUCUGGCAAGCAAACACCAGCAAUUGAUCAGUUAUCACUUGCAUUCAUCCAGUCUCAGUGCAUCAAAUGUGGAAGUUACAAAUGUCUCCAUAGUCCCAGUUGAUGUUUUGAAUGAGGAGGUUGUAUUGGCUCUCAGACUGAAGUAUCCAGACAUCAGUCAAGUGAAUCUCACAAAGAAUGUCACCACUAAAGGGAUCAAUUACAGAAAUGGGAUGUUUUUGGCAUGUGGGUCAACGGCUGGAAUGCCUGAAUUUGCAGAGAUCAUACAAAUAUGUAUAGUGAGAGAUGAGUUGAGCUUCAUAGUUCGUUUAUACUUUGCUUGGUAUCAGCACCAUUUUGGGGCGUUCCAGUUGACAUUGUCACCAGGAAGAGAGGUUGCCCUUGUUCAGCUUGAGGAGCUUACGGAUUACUGUCCACUUGUGGCCUACACAGUCGGAUCCAGACGUAUGGUGACCCUGAAGAGACACAUCGUCAUUACAGAUUAGCAAAGCAGGAUGGCAGCACGAGUAACCUUCAGAGUCCUCUUUGGAGGUGAAGAGGAUGCAAGAAAACUCUCCAUUGAAUCCGGAAUACCAAGAACUGUGGAGGACUUGGCUCUUAAAAUCAAGACUUUCUUUGAAGUGACUGAGAAGUUCAGACUUCAGUACAAAGACAAAGACAUGGAUAAUCAGUUCAUGAAUCUCUUGUCAACAUCAGAACUUGAAGAUAAAGGGACUUUGAAAGUGGUGUACAUGCUUUGUGAGACAACCAGGUCCGCUCCACUCACGGAAGAUGCCUGCUGCACAAUCCCAGGUACUCCUUCCAAAGCCAGCUCUUCAUCACAAGAACCAAAUGAUUCAGACUCCCACUCCAGCAAUGAUACCAUCAUCUUGUCAUCGCCUGAGACCCGGUCCUGCCCCUGGCCUAGACCCU